CCCCAUCUGUUUUGAUAUGAUUGAAGAAGCCUACAUGACCAAAUGUGGACACAGCUUCUGCUAUAAAUGUAUUCACCAGAGUUUGGAGGACAAUAACAGAUGUCCCAAAUGCAACUAUGUCGUGGACAACAUAGAUCAUCUUUAUCCCAACUUCCUAGUCAAUGAACUUAUUCUUAAACAGAAGCAAAGAUCUGAGGAGAAGAGACUCAAACUGGACCAUUCAAACGGCCACAGAUGGCAGAUAAUUCAAGAUUUGUUGGGAACUGAUCAAGACAAUCUUGACUUGGCCAAUGUCAACCUGAUGCUGGAGCUGCUGGUGCAAAAGAAGAAGCAGUUGGAAGCAGAGUCCCAUGCUGCCCAGUUGCAGAUCCUUAUGGAAUUUCUCAAAGUUGCCAGAAGAAACAAACGAGAG
This is a messenger RNA of Acanthisitta chloris (rifleman), 412 nucleotides long. Its product is annotated as E3 ubiquitin-protein ligase RFWD2-like. Gene Ontology annotation, molecular function: ubiquitin protein ligase activity. The record is from RefSeq and is a predicted model, not a curated record. The annotation marks the transcript as partial. Gene Ontology annotation, biological process: proteasome-mediated ubiquitin-dependent protein catabolic process. The transcript has 5 exons. Lineage: Eukaryota; Metazoa; Chordata; Aves; Passeriformes; Acanthisittidae.